GACUGUCUCAUUCACAGUGACCACACAGAAUCCGGAUAAUAAUAACACAUGCUACACGCUAGUGAAGUCAAUCUUUCUUACUAGGCAACUUACAAUCUAAAUUUGUCGACAAUUGUAGUUCAAAAUUCACAAAAUUUUUUUUCCCCUCUUAAUUCAAUAAAAUAGAAAAUUACAAAAAAAUAUUUCCAAAUAAAAAAAGUGAAAUUUAAAAUAUCCUCCUCUUGCAAAUAACAAUGGAUGACGAAAUAGUGAAUGAUAAAAAAAUGACAGAAAAUACAGAUGAUAUAGAUGAAGACUCAAAAUUAUGGUUAGAGGAAUAUUUAAUACCAAAAUUAAAAGUAGUAUUAAAUCAUGAAAAUAGUGUAACAAAAUACGAGGUAAAAAGUUCCGAGCCAUUACUUAUGUCAAGUAUGAUAUUUCUCGAAUUAAAAUUAAUUGAUAAGAGGGAAGAAAAAAAUUUUCGUCUCGUACUAAAACGACCCCAUAGAAUUGAAUUGAUGAGACAAGUUUUUCAAGCCGAUAAAUUUUUUCACAAUGAAAUUUUAUUUUAUGAAAAAUAUCAAAAAAAUAGCAAAGACUAUCCAAAAUGUUUCUAUACAGAUGAAGAUCCACCGAUAAAUUCUGUGAUUGUCAUUGAGAAUAUUAACGAAAAUGGAUAUUAUCAGUGUCCCGAGAAGGUGAAUUUAAAAAUGAAAUACAUUGUCGCAGCAAUGCAGGAAAUUGGUAAAUUUCAUGCCAAGGCCUAUGUACUUAAACAUAAAUCGCCAAGGGAAUUUUUUCAAAUAGUCAAUAAUAUUCAAGAAACAAGAUAUGAAUAUAGAGAGAGAAAUUUUUUUCCAAUUAUGAUGAACAAUUUAAUGCCAAGAAUUAUUAAGUGUUUACGUGAUAAAAAUUAUGAUACAGUGUUUUGUGAUGGAGCUGAGAAAUUUUUUGAAAAUGCAUUUGACAAUUGUAUGCGAGUUGCAUUGAAUUCAAAAAUGUCAUUAGCCACACUUUGUCAUGGUGAUUUUACGGUGAACAAUGUUUUUUUCAAAGAAAGUGAAUUUGGUGUUAAAGCAAUGCUUUUUGAUUUUGCAAUGAUAUCCUAUGGUUCACCUGCUAUUGAUCUUUCGACAUUUAUUUAUUUAAGCAUGUCACCAGAUGAUAUACGAACAAAAUUUACACAAGUUUUUGAUGCCUAUUACAAUUCAUUGAUGGAUUAUUUUAAAGAAAUUAAUUUUUCAGAAAUGCAUUCCAAAGAAUUUUCAAAAGAAAAUUUUUUAAACAACUAUAAAAGAUAUGCAAUUUUUGGUUUUAUGAUUGCCAGUUUUUAUUUACCAAUUAUGCAUGGAGUGGAAUUGCCAAAUUUUGAUUUUUCCACAGAUAUGGAAAAUGCCGCGGAACAUUUUAAAGACAUUGGUGGCGAUAAAUUUAGAGAUCUUUUGAUGGAAAUAUUUUUGGAUAUGAGAAAUAGUGGUUGUUUAGAUCAUAUUGUGAGCAAUAAAGAAUUAAAUAAUAAGCUAUAGAUUGUAAAUUAUAAUAAAUAAUAAGAUGUAAAUAUAGAAAAAAAUAGAAUUUUGUCAAAAUUGAAAA
This is a messenger RNA of Leptopilina boulardi, 1572 nucleotides long. RefSeq lists its product as uncharacterized. The coding region runs from base 234 to 1505 and encodes 423 amino acids. The record is from RefSeq and is a predicted model, not a curated record. The transcript has a single exon. Lineage: Eukaryota; Metazoa; Arthropoda; Insecta; Hymenoptera; Figitidae.